This is a messenger RNA of Alligator sinensis (Chinese alligator), 1215 nucleotides long. RefSeq names its product tyrosine-protein kinase Fes/Fps-like. The record is from RefSeq and is a predicted model, not a curated record. The transcript has 10 exons. Gene Ontology annotation, molecular function: protein tyrosine kinase activity; ATP binding. Gene Ontology annotation, biological process: cell adhesion; regulation of mast cell degranulation; chemotaxis. Lineage: Eukaryota; Metazoa; Chordata; Crocodylia; Alligatoridae. Bases 1 to 1215 code for a protein of 404 amino acids.
AUGACCUGCGCUGCCUGCCAUAAGCAGGCCUGGGGCUGCCGCUAUGCCCAGCUGCGUCCCCUCCGGCCCAUCCGGCUACCCCCUCCGGUGCCCCUGGUCCCGGCAGCCCAGAAGCCCCUGAGCCAACAGGACUGGUACCACGGCUCCAUCCCCCGGCAGGAGGCUCUGGCCCUGCUGGCAGGUGAGGGCGACUUCUUGGUGCGGGAAAGCCAGGGACAGCCGGACAAGUGUGUCCUAUCCGUGAUGGCUGGAGGGCAGUGUCGACACUUCAUCAUCCAGAGCUGCAAUGGCCAGUACUGCUUGGAGCCCAUGGGUGCUGCCGCUCCCAGCAUCCCUGCCCUGAUCCAUCUCUACCUGCAGUCGCACCAGGGGCUCACCCAGAAGUGCCCCUUUCUCCUGCGCCAGCCUGUGAUCAAGGCGAAAUGGAACCUGGGCCCGGAGGACGUGGUGCUAGGGGAGCUGCUGGGCUGCGGCAGUUUCGGGGAGGUGUACAGCGGGCGCCUGUUGCAUGACAACACCCCCGUGGCCGUGAAGAUUUGCAGGGAGCCCCUAAGCCCAGAGACCAAGGCCCGGUUCCUUCAGCAGGCCAGGACACUGAGACGGUACCGCCACCCCAACAUCGUCUGUGUUGUGGGCGCCUGUGCCCGCCAGCCGCCCGUCUUCAUUGUCAUGGAGCUGGUGACGGGGGGGGAUCUUUUGUCCUUCCUCCGCUGCGAGGGCUGCCGGCUGUGGGUGCAGGACCUCCUCUGCUUUGCCAUUCAGGCCGCCGCUGGCAUGGCCUACCUGGCCAGCCACCACUGCGUCCACAGGGCCCUGGCUGCCCACCACUGCCUGUUGGGGGAAGGCAACAUGCUGAAGAUCAGCAACUUCGGCCUGUCGUGGCAGGAGGGCAACGGCAGCGGGAAGCAUGUCCCGGUCAAGUGGACAGCCCCAGAGGCGCUGAGUGAAGGUCGGUACUCGACGGAGAGUGACACCUGGAGCUACGGGGUCCUGCUCUGGGAGAUCUUCAGUCUGGGGGCUGCGCCCUACCCCGGCCUGUCCAGCAAGCAGGUGUUGAGCCAGACGCAGCGCGGGCUGCGGCUGCGAACCCCGGCACGCUGCCCAGCAGAGCUCUGUGACCUGAUGCUGCGAUGCUGGGAAGCCCAGCCCAGCCUCCGACCCUCCUUCGGCACCAUCCACCGGGAGCUGAUGCAGCUGCAGCAGGAUGACAAGUGA